UAUUCAACAGUCCUACUACAACCAUAUUUUCUGUCCCGUUUAUCCGCCAUUUGGGCCAGCUCGGUAGUACUGUAAACUAACUUCUUGCAUGUGGCCCUAUAGGUUGAACUGGAUUUCCGUGCUGCUGCUGCUGUUGUUGUCCACCCGGGCUCUUCUCCUCUUUGUGGAUGGUGCGUGAUAAUAUCAUCUGGAGAGACCGAGGCCGACAUUUUACCCCGGUCCGGAGGAGCCUUAACUCCGAGGGGACAUCCGAGGACAAGCGAUAAGGCUGGGAGGCUGAGAGCUUCAGGGCUGCGACAUGUGAACAGAGCUCCACCCCUUCACCCUGUCAUCUCUCAACCUUAGAACUCAAGAACUCACUUGAGCUGACGUUGUGACCGUGACCUGCCACCCUACUGCCUCGGGCAUGCCUCAGCCGGGUAUGAAUGGCAUGGAGCCUGCGUUUGGAGAGGCCUACGGGGGACACAGGGGUCUGCUGAGCCCCUACCCCCUGGCCAUGUCGCCACAAGGGGGCAGGACAGAGUACGACCAGAGCGUACUCCUCAUGCUGGGCUCCCCAGCAUCACCACGGAAACGGCCCUUUGAGUUGCUAAGCGACCUGGUGGAUGAUGGCGGCUUUGGUGAGGACCUGCACCCAGAGCGCUGGGACGUAUCCGCGCUGGACGAGAUGGCUCGCUACACCAAACUGGGCCUCGGGAUGGGUGGGGAGCUGCUGGCCUGCUCCGAGGAGGCAGUCCUGAUUGGCCGCUGGGGGAGGAGUGGGGAGGAGCAGCAGCAGCUGCAGCAGGAGCAGGAAGAGGAGAGGAGGAAGAGGGACGGACACACCACACCCACUCCUGUCGACCAAGAUGUCCAGGCUGUAAGGAGGGAGGAGGCGGGGCGUAUCUCUGUUUCCACGACAACAGAGAGGGAGCUAUGUGUUGCAGGAAGUGGAGGGCAGGAUGAGAGGUUGUCGAAGGAGCGUACAGUGGAGGUGUAUCAGGUGGAGCAGCAGGAGGAAGAGGAGGCGGCACUGGCAUCAGCUGCAGGUUUGUCUCUGGAGCACUGCAGCGAGGAGCACAACUACUCCCUCAGCAAGGGGGAGGAGCUAGGGGCAGGGGCCGGACACACCUCGCCAAAAGAGGAGGUGCGAGCUGUGGAGACGCAGCAGGAGGUGCCGGGAAAAGAAGAGUGCCAGGCUAAGACUGAGCAGGAUCUUGAGGAAGAGGAGGAGCAGGAGGAAGAGGAAGAGGGGGAGGAGGAGGAAGAUGAGGAAGAUGAGGAUGAAGGAGAGGAGACUGCAGUGGAGGCUGAGCUCUCCAGUUCCUCGGAGACCGAAUGUGAGGCGGAGGCCGAGCCGGUGAGGCAGUCAGGCGAGCGCCCGUCGAAGCGUCGAUGUUUCUGGGAGUAUAGGCGUGCUCGAGAGUCGGUCACGAAGAAGAAACUGGGCGGAGACGUGCACUGGUCUCUGUCCUGGAGCUCGAGCACUCUGCCCAGCACCCUGUACCGCAGAGAGGGCAAAAAAGGACGCCGCAAAGCUCGAAAGACGGACGCCAGCGACUUGACACCGAACCCGCAGAAGCUUCACAACAUCGGUGAGCAGCUGCAGAAGCUCAACGCUGCCAUCGACGGCAUGGGUCCAGUCAACGACCUGCCCGCCAUGGCCCGAGCUCGAUCCCGUAAGGAGAAGAACAAGCUGGCCUCCAGGGCCUGCAGGCUGAAGAAGAAGGCCCAGCAUGAAGCCAACAAGAUCAAGCUGUGGGGGCUCAACCAGGAAUACGAGAACCUGUUGGGCGCUCUGCUGCGGAUCAAGGAGGUGAUCCGACUGCGGGUGGAGAGCAGCGAGGAAGAAGACACGGAUGAGCGAGGGAUGACCCAACGCCUGGAAGACAUCCUCCGAGAGUCCAGCGGACCUUUAGUCGCUGGGCGGACCAAAGACUUUGUGCAGAGGAUUCUGGCAGCCAGCGCGGGGGGUCAGAACCAGCAAACCAGCAAAGACCCCCCGCAGGGAGGUGACGAGGUGGCGGGCUAAACCUCAACCAAGUAUCUCCCUACACCUUCUCCUACUUUGUCGUCCGCGCCUGCCCCUCCUCCCUGCACCACCAACAACACAUGAGAGAGCAAGAGCAGGUGGAUAUGUUGGGAAAGAAGAAGAGGGGGAGAAAGAGGAGGACGAAGUAGCCUAAACAACAUGGGAGUAAAUUACCACCCUGCUCCUCCUGCUGGCCCUUCAAACAGCAGAUGAUCUUCACCGCUCUGUCUCUGCAGGCUGCAGCAAAACCACCAACACCACCAGGCCAGAGCUGCUGCUGCUGCAGCUGCUGCUGCUGCUGCUGCUGCUGCUGACGUCUAUGUAUUCUGUGUUCUGUCUAUGUAUGUGUUUGAGUGUGUGUGAAUGUGUGUGUGUGUGUGUGUGUGUGUGUUGGACAUGUAACAUACUGUAUGAGUGUGUAUAGUGUUCCUCUCUCCCUCUGUGUGCUGUAUUCGUAUCCCAGUGUGCCUAUGAAUAGACAUUGCACUGUUUUGUAGUUGGUCGUAGUUGCCGGCAGGGGACCUGUAGUGAGGCGAGGGCGAGGGGGCAUUUGAGGAUAGAGGAAGUGCUAAAAUAAGGAAGUGGGAGGAGCCCAGGCCUGGAAGACAAAGACGCAGUUAUAUGUAUGUGUGUUUUUUUUUGUGUUUUUUUUAUGUAUAUUUGGCUGGGCUCCUAUAGAAGCACUGCAUACCAUUCUGAUUGCAUCGACAUCUGAAAUGUCAGUGAGUGUUGUGACAUUCAACUAUUGACGGAGUCCUGAUGCCAGACCAGCUGUUGAUGGAAACAACAGCCUGUUUGUUGUUGAAAAAAAGUCCCUGGAGCUUUAAUACACUCCCCCUUGCUCGACCCCCUUCCCUUGAACUUUUUUUUACACCCCUUCAAAAUGUAAGCAAAGUUAAAAAUGAAAGAGAAAACUGCACCUUAAACCAAACUGACCAAAGAUAAAGUGACACUGCUGAACCACUCGGACACCAAAACCUCUCACUCGCUUCAAAUGCUGCCAACCAUUAACAAGUCAUUUUGUUUUGAGGGAAAAGUGACUGAAUAUUUUUUGUUUUUUACCUGCGUGCAUCCUUCAAGGAUGACAUUUGCAGAAUUCCCCUCACAUUAAUGCACUACUGCCCCGAGAGGCCUGAGAGAGGUGUGACAGACGUGGGAUGACUGAUUCGCUCAGUCCUCUAGCUCUGCAGCCUGGUGCUCCUUUCAGCUUAUCUUUAGUGGCUUUAUUUCUACCCACGAAAAAAAAAAAAGGGAUGUGUCCUCAAUGCCUUCCCAGAACCCUCUCCUCAACCCCCCUGACCUGAUUAUGUAGCGCACCUUUCUGAAUUGCAAUGACAAAAAAAAAAAGAGAGAGAAACACCUUUUUUAGGUUUAGAAAGCAAAUAAGUUUGUAUUUUUAAAUGAUUUUUGUUUUUUGAGGCGAUGCCAGAGCUCACACAGUGAGCGUCAGUUGUGAGAGUUUGAAAUCUGCCUUUGUUCUUGUGGUCUUUGCCGAAGCUGUAGACCAAUCUGUCCGUGGUCUCUAAAUAAUGGACAUUAAAACAAGUCAAGGACCCGUUGAAUUGCACUGUGGUAAAAAAAAAAAAAAAAAAAGAAGCAAAGAAGCACCUUCAAUGGGCUUCAGAUCGUCUGAAAGAGAGAGAAAAAAAAAAAAGACUCUUGGCACCUUCGUGUAGAGACAGAUAUUAUUUGAGAGACUUGUUGUGCCCGCCUGGUGGUCUCAGUUUGUCUCUGUUUGGUGCUACUUGUUGUUGAGAAGAUAAAAAGCAAUGCAAACCUGAGCAGAGGCAUCAGGCAGUAACUGCUGACUGGGUUCUGGCCUGUGAGCACGUACUUUUGUAAUAGGCAGUUUGUUUGCAUAAUGACGCCUUUCUGAAGUGCCUGGAGCUUAAAGCCACAGGGACCUGUGUUAUUAUGCCUGAUCUUGAACCCUAUUACAAGUUAAAAUGUAACUCAUGACUACUGCUCCAAGAUUAGCCUCACUUGACUUAAUUUAGAGGGAAAAAAAGUGCAGGCCUGUGUUAGGUUCUUUCACAAUCUAAGCCAAAAAAGUCAACCAAAAUGUUUUCCUUCAUAUUAAAACCUAUACAUGGAAACAGUAGCUAACACCGGUUUCUGUGAACAUCAUCUCUGGGAAUUAUAGAAGUAGAGGAGCGGCUGUUAGCUAAGCAAUCCCCCUUUUUUUUUUGUUUUUCAACCUUGACAAGCUCCCGUCUGGGCUGCGUUCCAAAGCUGCUGCUCUAAAACAUGCUGCUUCCCCUCCUAUGGAAACUCCAUUUCCUGUUUCAAGCAGGCGAGGAUCAGUUAAACUUAAACUCUUCACCUCCUCAAGGUCUCAUUCAUGGUCAUUUCAAAGCUGUGGACACCACUGUUGUAUGGAGGUUUGUCUUGCUCCUGUAUAAGUUUCUUUUCAGAAGCAGAAUCUUUUAUCACAGAUGCAAUGAAACAGUAAUCUCUACACAACGUCUUAUUUAGUUUUAUUUUCUGUUUUAAAACCGCACAGCAUCCUAGCACUUAAAAUUCAAACUGAUUUUUCUUUGUUUGGACAAAAAUCAUCAAGUACAGAGAACAGAAUCACUUCUACACAUGCCUUCAGUAAGCCGCCAUACAUUCAACGCACAUGUGAGAGCCUCACAUAGAGAAGUUAUAUUGUGUUUGCAAGCCAUAGAAGAGUGUACAUAAGAAAUGUAUAUGAAAACUAUAUCUAUAAAUAUGGAAAAAUAUAGAGAAGCCCAAACUGUAUAACCAGCUGAAUUUUGAGCGAACCUGUAACCUUAAGAUAUACAAAACUUCAGAAGUUCUUGUAAGGCUGAGUUUUAAAUUCAGCAUUUUAUAGAAGUACAUAAAUCCUCAUGAGGAAGGUGACGGCAAAGGAAAACAAGAAUAAUAUUAUAUUCAGACAGACAGCGUGUGUGUGAGGAAAUAAUGAGAUGGUAUAUAAAAAAAUGAAUCUAGGAGUGUUCCUCAUGUGAAGCCAAGUUUUCUGAUUGGGAAACCAAAGACUGAGAGCAAUAGAGAGAGAGAAACUUUAGAGGGAGUGGUGGUUUGUCAGAUGACGACACUAAUGUGAAAUUCUUGAACACUGAGAGUGAGACCUGUAUUUUGUGAAUUGUAAAUAAAUUUCGCUAAGGCAGCUACCUCGCAGAAGCAGGGUCUUCUCUUGGUGCUGGCUCUCGAAGCGCUCAGAGAAAUUCAA
Labrus mixtus (cuckoo wrasse) is the source of this 5207-nucleotide messenger RNA. Its product is annotated as CREB3 regulatory factor-like. Gene Ontology annotation, molecular function: DNA-binding transcription factor activity, RNA polymerase II-specific; RNA polymerase II transcription regulatory region sequence-specific DNA binding. The record is from RefSeq and is a predicted model, not a curated record. Gene Ontology annotation, cellular component: nucleus. The transcript is spliced from 11 exons. The coding region runs from base 407 to 2011 and encodes 534 amino acids. NCBI's taxonomy places the organism in Eukaryota, Metazoa, Chordata, Actinopteri, Labriformes, Labridae. Gene Ontology annotation, biological process: response to unfolded protein; regulation of transcription by RNA polymerase II.